This is a messenger RNA of Pieris napi, 1352 nucleotides long. Its product is annotated as MARVEL domain-containing protein 1-like. The transcript has 5 exons. Gene Ontology annotation, cellular component: membrane. The record is from RefSeq and is a predicted model, not a curated record. NCBI's taxonomy places the organism in Eukaryota, Metazoa, Arthropoda, Insecta, Lepidoptera, Pieridae. The coding region runs from base 238 to 786 and encodes 182 amino acids.
CAUUAUGCAAUAUGCAUCUGUGUUUUAAAUGUGACAUAAGUUUCACUUUUCUUGCAAAUUAGUUGCUUAAUUCCAGAAUUCAGUCUAGAUUAUUUCUCUAUGAUUCCAGUACAAAAAUUUAAAAAAAUCUUUGAAAUACUUUCAAUUUCGGGUGGUGACUGAUGGUGACAGUGUAUAAAUUAUUUAUAAUAGUCACGUUUUAUAAAAUAUUAUAAGUUUUGAAAAUCAAAUAACAAAAUGGCAGAGGUUGGCUUCCCUGGACAACAUUCAACAACUACCACCGUAACAUCGAAUACCACAGUCAACAGAAGUAUACGAUUUGAUAAGUCCUAUUUGCAAACUGUGCCUGGUUUGCUGAAAAUUGUGCAAGUUGGUGGGUCAUUGCUGGGAUUUAUCUGUGUGGUAUGCUCUCGCGUGGGCACUGCUAGCAAGGGUGCAUACUUCAGUUGGGUGUCAAUGAUAGCCUUUUGGUUUACCGGCAUCCUACUGGGUUUCUACCUGUUUCACAUCGUAGAGAAGUUCUACAAGAUCCCGUGGCUGCGAUUGGAGUUUUUGUUCGCGGCAGUGUGGUCGCUGCUUUACCUCAUCGCCUCCAUACUUGCUACUACUGUAGGGGAUAACGCCCACUAUGCAGCAAGCUUUUUCGGUUUCGCUGCGACGCUGGCGUACAUGAUUGAUGCGUACCUCAAGUUUCGCUUAGUGCGAGCGGGUGGGCUGGCUCAAGGGUCCCGUGUCGUGUCAAAACAGACUACUGAAGUCAUAACUCCUCCUGGGGGCCGCUAUUAACAUCUUGCAAUACAGGAAUACAGAAUGGAUAAGAACCAUUGUCAAUUUUUAUUAACGCACUAUACGACUCAAUUAUCUAUCAAAUAUAUUUCAAGUUAAUGGAUUUUUAAAGUAUUUCUAGGGCAACGAAAUAAAUAUAUACAAGAUAUGUUUGCAGCAUUCACUAUGCGAACGAAUAUUUUUGUGCAAACUUUUAAGAUAAUAGUUCUUAGCCACUCUUCAAUUCAUAAGGUACCUGAUUGGUUUGUGUUUUAAUUACUGCCCGCGUAUCAAGCUAACUCAAAAUGUCUUGACAGAUGACAGUUGAUGUCUGUUUAUGUGAAAUGAUUUUUUUAAAGCUUAAACGAUUUAUUUUUUUGUACUCAUAUUUGUAUAAAGUUGUCAGUAAGCAACGCAUCAUGAGGAAAGAUCUGUGCGCCAUGAAAAUAUGUACACACAGGGUACUGAGAUAGUGUAAUUGUGCAGCGCUGUAGUUAUAUCUAUUCUUGGUUGAUUCUAUGGUGUACCUAAAAAAAUCUCUUGACAACUGUAAUAAUUGAUUCGACAGAAAUAUCAUUGCUGUGUUA